ACUGUUUAAAAUUAGAGUUAUAUUAAGAAGUUGAAUGCAGAUAAUACUGAUCUUCGUCUGUAUGGGUUGAUUAUUCGUCGAUCUUUUGGUAAUGCCUUGGGGUUUCAGUAGGGGGAUUCCGGCGCGCUCCUCUUCCUCAUUCAAUACAGACGAGUGAAGGCGGGAGCUGCGUGUGCGUGUUUCCUCAACUUUCUCGUUAUUUUCCCCCUUUUUAAGGUAAUGACCACUCACAAAACAAUGUAGAUUUUAACAUAUGCUGAUAGUAGGCUACAUUUCGUGAUGUUACUGUGGUUUUAUAUGAGUAAAAGAGACGUUUUACAUGCGUAUAUCGUUAAAGAGUUUUGUGCUAACUGAGAAAAUGUGUCUAUGUAUGCUAGCAGCCGGAGACCUCGUGGCUCCGUCGUGUCAGAGUCCCGCUAUAUACACGAGUGUUAACUUUGUCGUUGGUGUUUAAGCUAGCUACUGACAUCCACAUAUUUCUGUUGUAAAAUUUAUUGUGAAUUUAUCACUAAUAAGGGUGAGUUUGUGUCAUGCUGAGACAAUGAAUACUAUUGAAAGUAUAAUUCAUUUUAGUGUUAUGCGAGAACUAAUGUAAAAAUGAGUAUUAAUGUAAUUUGAUAACUUUGUUAAAAACAUUUUACAUUUCAUAUGGUAAUUUAGUUAAAAAGAUAAUUUAGAAUGCAUUAAGAAGAUACUUGUGACUGUGGUCCUGAAUCUGAUGAGUGCACUAAUAUUGAAAUGUAUGUUUUCUUGUAUACAUUGUUCAAAAACUCAUUCAAUACAGACGAGUGAAGGCGAGAGCUGCGUGUGCGUGUUUCCUCAACUUUCUCGUUAUUUUCCCCCUUUUUAAGGGCACAACACCCCCACAGUUCCAACAGCAAGUGAAAAUCUCUCUUUUAACAACAUGGAUGCGUUAAACAGAAGAAUUGUCAUCUUGGGAAAAACUGGAGUUGGAAAAAGCAGCCUGGCUAACACCAUAUUUGGAGAGGAACUGUUCGAGAUCGAUGAUUCUCUCGACUCUGGAACAAGAAAAUGUCAAGCAGAGACCAGAUCUGUCAAUGGAAGAAGCAUCACUUUGAUCGACACUCCUGGUUUCUUUGACACUGAUAGAUCUGAGGAGGAGCUGAAGUCUGAGAUAGUGAGCUGUAUCGUAAAGUCCGCUCCUGGUCCUCAUGCUUUUCUCAUUUUGCUUAAAUUAGAGAAAGUCACAGAGCAUGAGCAGGCUGUCAUCAACAAAAUAAUCGAAUACUUUUCUGAAGAAGCUUUCAAAUAUGCAAUAGUUCUCUUUACUCAUGGUGACCAGCUCCGUAAAGGACAGAAAAUUGAGGAUCAUGUCCAGAAGAAUGAGUACAUGAGUGAGCUGGUGAAGAAGUGCGGAGGCCGUUGCCACGUCAUUGAUAAUAAAUACUGGAACGAAAACCCAAAGGAUGAAUACAGGAGCAACCGGUUCCAGAUGGAGGAGCUACUUAACACAAUAGAAAAGAUCGUGAUGGAAAACAACGGGAGCUGCUACACCAAUGAGAUGCUAAAAGCAGUGGAGGAACAAAUACAACAGGAGGAGAAGCAGAUUAGACUGGAAUCAGAAAACAUGUCAGAGGAAGAGAUCAGAAAGCUGGCUGAGAAUAAAACAGUCAGGGAGGUUUUGGCCAAAUUUGUAGGUAUUGGAACAGGUGCGUUGUUAGGAGCUUUUUUGGGUAUGCCACUGGGUUUAUUGGGAUUGGUUUCAGGAGCAGUGAUGGGAGGUUUUCAAGGAUAUCUUGUAGCCAAGGAAGCAGCAAAGAGGGCAGUAGUUGCUGUCAAGAAAAAAGCACAAUUGACUCUCGGGAAGAAACACAAGCAGUAAGCCAAAAUCCUACAUUCUGUGAUCAGUGACGUCCAAUGGUUGCUAAUCCAUUUUUCUUUAGUCCAGCAUAUGGAAUCUUUAUACCCCUAAACAAAUUUAACCGAGUUAUCAUCUAAUUGCAUUGGUUAGUUGCCAUAUGAGUCAAAUGUUUCCCACAAUCGAACCUCCAUUCUCAUUAUUCAGCCAUUGUUUAUUUCUCUGAUGUAUUUAACCACCCUUUUA
Messenger RNA from Micropterus dolomieu (smallmouth bass), 2065 nucleotides. Its product is annotated as GTPase IMAP family member 7-like. The transcript is spliced from 3 exons. Gene Ontology annotation, molecular function: GTP binding. Bases 905 to 1843 code for a protein of 312 amino acids. The record is from RefSeq and is a predicted model, not a curated record. NCBI's taxonomy places the organism in Eukaryota, Metazoa, Chordata, Actinopteri, Centrarchiformes, Centrarchidae.